CCAAGCAAACGACGUACUAGUGCUGGUUCCGGGAGCAUGGAGCAGUCUCCGAAAAAACCAAAGGGGACACCGAUGGCUGGCGUGGGGGCUCGCGACACACCGGGGUCUAAGGGCCACCGAACCCCGGUGCUGCGGGGUGCACCUUCUACGGGCACUCCUUCCGCUCAUGUUCGAGGUUCGGGACCGGAUUCGGCUGUGCUGAUGAGUGGUGGGCCUGCGGGUCGAGAAGAGGAGGCUACUGGUCGGCAGGGGAAAUCUGCGAUGGACGUUGUGCCGAGGCAUAAAAGGUCUGGUGACACGUCCGCUGCAGGUGUGGGAGACGAGGUGCCUGUCGUCAACCACAAAAACAAGUGCUGGAUGUUGGACUGGGUGGGUGGAAUCGGGGAACGCUCGGGUGGGCUGGUUUUGUACGUGGUGAUAAAAGAUAACAUUGUUCCGAUUGGCGGUGUGGUUAAGUGGAGUGGAGAAAAAUCACCGUCGGCCAUGUUGGAGUUGACAAUGGUCCCUAACGCUAGAGGGUAUGAGCCGGUGGUGCAUGCUUCCGACCGCAUAUCUGAACCGAAAAGCGUGCUUUCGUCGUCUUUGGAGGCGGCUCCGUCGUCGAAACCGAUCAUUAUAGGUGCCCGCCCUCCGCCACCAAUUCGGACUACGGUUGCUGCAACACGAGUUCCGAAAUCAGGGCAGAUCGGGGAGAAAGGUCCGUGUCGCGGCCAAAUCGUGUCGUCAGCUCCUGUGAAGCGUAGACCAACAUCAACCAAGGAACCCGUUUCCUUGGUCCGCCCGUCGCGCUAUGAGUUGGCCAUUCCUGCUGGGUCGCAUUAUUUUGGAGAUGACGACGACGAGAACAACGAAGAAGAAUGGGAGCGUGAUGAAGAACGUGAAGAAUGUGAGGAGGGUGGCGAAGAAGAGGAAGUAGAGAGUGCACAUACAAUCAGCGAGAGGGGUGGGCCGGGCGAGUUGGAGGGUCGUCUAGGGGUUGAGUAUGAGGACGAAGGGCAAGAAGAGGAAACGACCGGCGAGGGAGGGUAUGCAGAUGUGCAUCGGGGUUCCAAACGAACGCAGCUGCUCGCGCCGGGUCAUGGGCAUUGGGAAGCAGAUCCAGGGCGCGGGGAAAUGCACCGAGAAGUUGGGGUCGAGCCGGCGCAUGCUGAUGCAGUACAACUAGCUGAGAAGAAAAGGAAGAUGAGGCAAUAGAGGAGAAGUGCUAUGGACAGUAAGAAAACCAAGCAGGAGGGGGGAGCCAAGCAAGAGGAGGGCAAGCGCAAGUUGAAAAUGCU
Chara braunii is the source of this 1277-nucleotide messenger RNA. The record is from the annotation of a GenBank genome assembly. Lineage: Eukaryota; Viridiplantae; Streptophyta; Charophyceae; Charales; Characeae.